CAGGUCAAUCGUUUUGGAAUUCCAGUCUCUGCCCAUGCUGGGAAGUUCUACGGCAGGUGAGUGUAGCAAGUACCCUUAUUAUCUGUGCUCUGGGUAGAAGCUACCCUUGGGCCCAGCUCUUUAGUGGGGAUAUGUAAAACUGACCUUAGAUCAGUGUUUAGGGGCAAAUUCAUCCUACUACCUUUCUUUAAUUAAGAUGUGUCAUCAUGAUGUGACUCUGUAUGUGUAAGCAUUAUGACUCCACUCUAUGUCUAUGUCUAGUAUACAGUGGUGUGAAAAAGUGUUUGCCCCCUUCCUGAUUUCUUAUUUGUUUGCAUGUUUGUCACACUUAAAUGUUUCAGAUCAUCAAACACAUUUAAAUAUUAGUCAAAGAUAACACAAGUAAACACAAAAUGCAGUUUUGAAAUGAAGGUUGUUAUUAUUAAGGGAAAACAAAAUCCAAACCUACAUGGCCCUGUGUGAAAAAGUGUUUGCCCCCCCUGUUAUAACACAACUCGACUGUGGUUUAUCAUACCUGAGUUCAAUUCCUCUAGCCACACCCAGGCCUGAUUACUGCCACACCUGUUCUCAAUCAAGGAAUCACUUAAAUAGGACCUGCCUGACAAAGUGAAGUAGACCAAAAGAUCCUCAAAAGCUAGACAUCCUGCAUUUCUUUGGAUCUCGGUAUGAACAAAUGAGAAAGAAAGUAAUUGAGAUCCAUCAGUCUAGAAAAGGUUAUAAAUCCAUUUCUAAAGCGAAUCAUAGUGAGAGCCAUUAUCCACAAAUGGCGAAAACAUGGAACAGUGGUGAACCUUCCCAGGAGUGGCCGGCCAACCAAAAUUACCCCAAGAGCGCAGCGACGACUCAUCCAAGAGAUCACAAAAGACCCCACAACAACAUCCAAAGAGCUGCAGGCCUCACUUGCCUCAGUUAAGGUCCAUGUUCAUGACUCCACCAUAAGAAAGAGACUGGGCAAAAAUGUUCCAAGACAAAAACCACUGCUGAGCAGAAAUAACAUUAAGGCUCGUCUCAUUUUUGCCAGAAAACAUCUUGAUGAUCCCCAAGACCUUUGGGAAAAUACUCUGUGGACUGACAAGACAAAAGUUGUACUUUUUGGAAGGUGUGUGUCCCAUUACAUCUGGCGUAAAAGUAACACCGCAUUUCAGAAAAAUAACAUCAUACCAACAGUAAAAUAUGGUGGUGGUAGUGUGAUGGUCUGGGCCUGUUUUGCUGCUUCAGGACCUGGAAGACUUGCUGUGAUAAAUGGAACCAUGAAUUCUGCUUUCUACCAAAAAAUCCUGAAGGAGAAUGUCCGGCCAUCAGUUCGUGACCUCAAGCUGAAGCGAACUUGGGUUCUACAGCAGGACAAUGAUCCAAAACACACCAGCAAGUCCACCUCUGAAUGGCUGAAGAAAAACAAAAUGAAGACUUUGGAGUGGCCUAGUCAAAGUCCUGACUUGAAUCCUAUUGAGAUGCUGUGGCAUGACCUUAAAAAGGCAGUUCAUGCUCGAAAACCCUCCAAUGUGGCUGAAUUACAACAAUUCUGCUAAGAUGAGUGGGCCAAAAUUCCUCCACAGUGCUUUAAAAGACUCAUUGCAAGUUAUUGCAAACGCUUGAUUGCAGUUGUUGCUGCUAAGGGUGGCCCAACCAGUUAUUAGGUUGUAGGGGGCAAUCACUUUUUCACACAGGGCCAUGUGGGUUUGGAUUUUGUUUUCCCUUAAUAAUAAUCUUAAUUUCAAAACUGCAUUUUGUGUUUACAUGUGUUAUCUUUGACUAAUAUUUAAAUGUGUUUGAUCUGAAACAUUUAAGUGUGACACAUGCAAACAAAUAAGAAAUCAGGAAGGGGGCAAACACUUUUUCACACCACUGUAUCUGCUGCCCAUAGAUAUAGAAAAUGCCCUCUAGACAUGAAGAUGAGCCUCUGCCUUUCAGGUCUCCCAGAGAUCACUUCUGCGGCGGGCUGAAAUAUGACGUACUAGAUUACACUUCCUGUGAUAAAGUACUGCAUAAAGGGGCGGGGCUGUCCUGCUGUGGAAACAGGGCCUUCAACCUCACCCAGGCUUCCUGUUGUGAAGGUGACAGAGUCAUGUCUCCUAGCAGUAUCCCACUGCAUCUAUUCACUUAAACCUGGUAAAUGGAUUGAAAACAUUAUUUUUCUCGGCAUCUCCCAAGUUUGAAUUGAUAUUUUGUGUGUUAUCUGUGAUUCAACCGAUGCAGGUCGGCUGACUCUGAAUGUGAGCCAGCUGGUGUCAGAUUGCUGUGGGUGUAGGGCCUAUGACCCACUCAACCAGCUGUGCUGUGGCUCACAGAUCCUAACCAGGACCCAACCCCAUUCUAAGUGUUGUGGAAAAGGUCAGUGAUGUCAGAUCAGAUUGCUUUUGGCCUUCAACCAUAUGAUGAACCUCGUAAUUACGUACUGUGGAAAGUAUUUUCCCACUUUCUCAGACUGGGUGUGCAUCUUUUGUGUGUUCUUUAUAAACACACAGACAGAGAAACACAUGUGAGGGAGACAUUGGAAAUGCAUUCAAUGAGACUCCAGAAAGCUUUCUUAAAUGAAAUAUCAAAUCUUAAAUGAGACACAUGUGCGAGUUCUUGUGGAAAAUUAGGUGCUCUGCCACCAAAUAAGAUACUGCUCCCCAGGCGCCAAUGACGUCGAUUAAGGCAGCCCCCCACAGCUCUCUGAUUCAGAAGGGUUGGGAUAAAUGCGGAAGACACAUUUGAAUGCAUUCAGUUGUGCAACUGACUAGGUAUCCCCCUUUCCCACAUAGCACACAUGGGAGGAACCAGCAUUAAACAGCUGUUUUAUAUCUCUACUCAAAUAUUGGGGUUUUCCUUGAACAUUUCUCAAAAAGGCCAUAAUGCACCAAAUAUGUAGGUGAAAGGGCAGUCCAUAUUUAUUACAGAUUACCAGUUUUGUUCAGCAGUCAUCACAUUGUAUUGUAUGUAUGCUGACUUUACAGUAUGUACAUUAUGCUGCCAGGUUAGACAGAUGGAUUUAUCAUUCUUGAUCUGAUCAAUCCCACCAUCACUAUCUCUGUCCUCCCUCCUUCCCAUCUCUCUAACCAGGUCCCUACAAUGGUGCUAGCUGUGGCUCUCAAGUUUACAAUCCAGACAUUAACAUCUGCUGUGCUGGGCAGCUGUCCAAUAGGGUGCUUGGAAAAAACCUGGUGAGUCCAUUAGUCCACAGAGCUUAAGCCUACAGCUUGGCUUGGGAUCCAUGAAUACAUUCCACUGGUCAUCUCUCUUCAUUGCUCAAUCUGUUGAGUCAAGUAAUCAAUUGGCUAAAACUCAUAAUUCUUAUAGUUAGAACUCUCCAGAUUCCAUUUCCUUGAGUGCUAUAUUCCUUGAAAUAGAAUGGGUAAAAUCCAGUACAUAUAUCUCUGAGCUCACCCAACAUGACAGCACAACAGGCAUCACAUUCUGAGAGAUAAUAUGGGCUCUUUUGGUAUUGGGAGAUCAAAUAUCUUUCUCUGCACAGACACAGCAGGUGGGGGAACAAGUCCUGCUGUGGAGGGAAGGCCUACGACCCCAGCAGUGACCAGAUGAAGUGUUGUGCAGGGACACUGUACAACCUGCAGGUUCAGGACAGGCUCUCAGAGGAGGCCCAGUGCUGUGGGACUGUCCUGAUGGAGGCUGGCAACAACCAGACCUGUUGCUCCGCCCCGGGGCUAGACCUGCUCUACCCUACCCAGUCAGGGUUCACCUGCUGUGGGCACCGCUACCCCAACGCCUCCCUGUGGUCUUGCUGCGCGGGUGUCCUGCACCCAAGGUCUGAACCACACACCACCAACAAGAACAUGAUUCCAGGUCAGUGGGAACAGGAUACAAUCUGAACUUGAUUUCCAUUUUUCAUCAAUCCAUGAUUUAUGUCACAGUUUGAGUUGCGUCUGUUUAUCUCUGAAAGGUCCCUGAAGACCUACCUACAGGCCAGACGAGUGAUAUGAAGAUUCUAUAUGUAGUUCAAGUGGUCCUUUGUAGCUCAGUUGGUAGAGCAUGGCGCUUGUAACGCCAGGGUAGUGGGUUCGAUUCUUGGGACCACCCAUAUAUUAAAUGUAUGCACGCAUGACUGUAAGUCGCUUUGGAUAAAAGCAUCAGCUAAAUGGUAUACAUGCAUAAGAUAAAAGGGGUGUCUCUGUCUUAGCCCAUUAGAUUGUUCAUUAUCCUCAGGACCCAGGCUUCUACCACUGGGGGAUCUGAAUACGGAAGUCCUGUGUCACAUCAGAAGUGAAGCCUCCAGUUUGAAGCACAGGAUGAAAGGAAAUAUGACUCAAUACUUUCGCCUUUAGCAAGAACAGUGGGAAGCACUUGAAUCUACUUUUGUUGGAAGCACUUGAAUCAUUUCGGGAAGCACUUUGACUCAUUGAUGUACAGUAGCUUCACAACGCUGAUCUAAAGUGUGUGUGUGUCCAGUUCUGCUAGGGACAGUCGAGUGUGUCUGUGAAGAUGAAUGAGCGGUCCAUCGUGAUGUUGAACACCAUGUCUGUGCAGGCCUCACGUGGCCAUGUCAACGCCCUGCCUUCCCCUCACUACGUCACAUUACCCAACCACUGCAGCUCCCCUGAACUGGUGCCGGGCAACACUUACAUCUGGGUGAAAAUACCUUUCUCAGACACCAUAAGAUUAAUCUCUGAUCUCCUCGAUCAUUCCUCCCCUCUCCAUUCCAUCCUUUCCAGGUGCUCAAAAUAUUACUUUUAACCAUGUUUUGAGGCAAUACAGUUUAUGGUCUCUCAUGAAUCAUAUCUCAGGAUAAGCCAUAUUUUAUUAUGUUUGUCUGGGUGUUUUCUGUUAUUAUCAUAAACAUUCCUUUAAUGUUAAUGCAAUUUUAUUGUCUUAAUAAUGGCUAUUCCAUACUGAUGCUAUUUCUUCACUGAAAGUUAACUAUUUUUUUCAAUGUGACACUAACAUCGUAGGCGUAAACCUGUCUGUGAAGUGAUUGCACCAUAUUGUGAAAUGGCAGGAAAUAAAGCUACUUUUUUAAACAAGCAUUUGUGUGUAGGUGUGUGACUUCACCAUACAUCAAAAAAUGUGGUUGGGAGGGGGGGGGGGGGUCCAUUUUGUUACGUUACAGCCUUAUUCUAAAAUGGAUUAAAUUGUUUUUUUCCCCCUCAUCAAUCUACACACAAUACCCCAAAAUAACAAAGCAAAAACAGGUUUUUAUAUUUUUUUGCAAAAAACUGAAAUAUUACAUUUACAUAAGUAUUCAGACCAUUUACUCAGUACUUUGUUGAAGCACCUUUGGCAGCGAUUACAGCCUCGAGUCAUCUUGGGUAUGACGCUACAAGCUUGGCACACCUGUCUUUGGGGAGUUUCUCCCAUUCUUCUCUGCAGAUCCUCUCAAGCUCUGUCAGCUUGGAUGGACAGCUAUUUUCAGUCAGUAUUUAUUAGCUUUUUAUCUGAAAUCUGUAUGCUUUUUACAAGGCACACUUGUCAGAGAAGACAGAGGAGCAUGUGUCAACAUAGCAACAGUCAUAAGAAUUGUUCAAAAGGUUAAUAAAAAACGAUUCUAAUAAAAAUGCAACAGGACAAUGGAUGAACAUACUCCAAACUUUGAAUUUUUCUAAUCCAUCAGAUAUUGACUGAGAUAUAGCACAUCAAAUAUUGUACUGGCAAAAACAAAUAAUGAAUGGAGUUCAGGCAUUUUGGUGGUAAUUAAUUAAUUGUAACAUUUACCUUUUUUUCUUAUAAUGCACUUUAUAUAUAUAUAUAUAUAUAUAUAUAUAUAUAUAUAUAUAUAUAUAUAUAUACAUUUUCUUAGUAUAUCAAGUAUUUUGUUUAGGUUACCAAACACACAAAGCAUGUAUUGACAGGAAACAAUCUGUAUCGAAGCGACGUGACAUUACCUCUCUAUUGUUUGUUUUAAGAGUCUUGCUGAUGCUCUCUCCUAGUUGAGAUAAAGAGAUAUCUCCUAUAUGGAUAAGGCUGAACAACUGUUUAAAUCGAGGUGUAACCCUUUCAGCACAAUCUGAUUAUUUUACAUGGUUGGGUGGGAGGCCACAGCCAUGCUGGCACCUGCAUGAUAACAGAACUGCUGUAUGAAAGACAUAGAAGAUUUGGUUCAGUUCAAUUCUACAUAAACAACCAUCAAACAAAACUGUUAUAGGGCAAACAAUUGCAUACACUACGAACAAAUUAUAGUCUUAUAAUUAUAGUGUUCCUGAAAAUAUGCUGAAAAUAAUGGAAGGAACUGAUGUGAUGGUGUCUCGAAGGGUUUGGUAAAAAAAAAAGCAUCCUUCCUUCCCUCUCUUCGAUAAGGUAAUCACUGAUCUUUAGGUGAUUGAAGAAAGCGAUAGGAUAUGUUAGCGGAGCCUCAGAAACCACAAUGAAAUUACUGUACAUCAAAGUAAUCGGUUCACACCGGGCCAAAACAUUGCUUGAAAUUGUCGGAAUUCUGAAGUGGUCCAAAAAUAGUACACGAGUGGUACUGUAAUGAUUAAAGAAUGGAAAUGGAAAAAACUUGUGGCAGAAACAAUUUAGUGGAGAACUUUGCAAGAAAUGAGAGAGAAGGCAUCUUUCAUAUGUUUCCUUCCAGGCUUGUUGUGAGAGAUGGUCUGACUCCUUGGACACAUUCCCAGUUAAUCACACCGUUCUAAAGUGGACCACACAGCCUCUUCCUGUAUGAUGUACAAAGCUCUGACCAAUAGUGUCUCGAAGUGAAAUGUGACACUAUUCUAAAACAGUUCUAGCACAGCAGAUCUAUGCUCUCUAGCCAAAAUACAAUGUUUUGAGCACCACAUAUCUUUUGUUUCACACAAAUUGUUUGAAACAGAACAUAGACAGGAACGCAUAAGCCUACAUGUCAAAUGUAAUUUCAUGCUGUUUUAGAGACUAAUGAAAAUACUGUAUCCUAUUUUCUAGAUCCAUUACAAAUAAGAGUAGGGCAUACCACUACUGUGGGUAGGGGGAAAGCAUAGGGCCACUAUCCCUUGAAUAAAUUCAGGGACAAGAAGCUAAUUUGAGCUUGCGAGGGUUAUAAACUGACAAUAAAAGGUGAUUAUGGCGGUAAAGAUAAGCUGUGUUGAUAAAAAAGUAAAUUCACUGACAGCAUCCUGGAGAGUCAGGGAGUAGACAUACACACCUCAGAUGCUGUCAAAGACUCAGUCUACUUACUCGACACUCUUUUACAAAAGGGUUCUUCGCCUGUCCCCAUAGGAGAACCCUCUGUGGAAAGGGUUCUACAUGAAACUCAAAAGGGUUCUACAUGGAACCAAAAUAUUUCUACCUGGAACCAAAAAGGGUUCUUCUAUGGGGACAGCCGAAGAACCCUUGUUGGUUCUAGAUAGCACCUUUUUUUCUAAGCAUGUAUAGGAAAGCAGUAGAUAUAUACUCUACUUGCAAGGUGUGUGUCAAAGCAUCUAUUAGGAAAACAGUUUAACAGAGACUCAAUUUGGAUGAAUGAUCUCCAAAUUAUCUGCUAAAGGAGGAACUGCUUCAGCAUAGCUUGGGAAUGACUAUCCAGAAGAAAGAGAUGGGGUUGACUUGCUGACUGAAAGAAAAUGACACAGCAUUUGCACUUUUAGGCUGUGGAUGCAGUGAAUACUGAAUUGUUAUGUGAACUGAUUAUGUUUGAUGACGAAAUACAAUCACACAACCCUGACAUUCUUUGACCUCUGACUCCAACAAUUGCCUUUACAGGGAUGAUUGGAAUAGUGUGAUUUCUGAGAUUAAGUUUCAAAAUCUUAUCAAAAUGACCUGACAUAUUUAAGCAAUAAGGCCUGAGGAGUUGUGGUAUAUUGGCCUUAUAUCACAAACCCCAGAGGUGCCUUAUUGCUAUUAUAAACUGGUUACCAAUGUAAUUAGAGCAGUAAAAAUAAAUGUUUUGUCAUACCCGUGGUAUACAAUAUAUAUAUGUCAGCCAAUCAGCAAUCAUGGCUCGAACCACCCAGUUUAUAAAAUAACAGAGAUCAUGUCUGAAGUGUGAUUUCUCUCACAGAUGAAAUUCUCUCUCUCCGUCUAUCUCUCUCUCUUUCCGUUUCCCUCUCUGACAGGUUUUGGGAUGACGACCUCAUCCACCACAGAGGGCAAAGUCCUCCUGGUAAUCUACGGCCUGCUGGGCUGCUCUGCCACCAUCCUCUUCUUCAACCUCUUCCUGGAGAGGGUCAUCACCAUGUUGGGCUUGUGCGAUGGUGCCACCGGAGGAGAACACACAACAAAAUCAGGC
Messenger RNA from Coregonus sp. 'balchen', 8137 nucleotides. Lineage: Eukaryota; Metazoa; Chordata; Actinopteri; Salmoniformes; Salmonidae. The record is from the annotation of a GenBank genome assembly.